GCCUGCGUGCACCCUGGCAGCAUUGGAGACGGCCGCUUCCACGGCAGGACCACCAGUGCCGAGCACUUCUACGGGCGGGAGCCAGGUGAGGCUGAGGGCCGGCCGGCCGGGCUCCCGGGCGGCCUCCUGAGCUGCUGAGCCCCGCUCUGCCCCGGCAGAGCCGUUCGUUCUUCAUAGUGACCAGACUCCGAAGUCACACAUCCUGGAAGGGGACUGGCGCCCUGGUCCAGGCAGCCUCACCACCUCCAUGAACUUCUUCUACGGCCAGCCGCCACCGGUGACCAAACCAAACAGCCGCCACCUUCCUCAUGAGCAGCUGCAGGAUCACGUGAUCCUAGGGGAGUCCAAGUUGCUGGGACAGUUCUUCCAGACCACCAUGGGCUCGGACUAUUACCCCACCAGCGCACAGCGGCCCGAGGCAGCACCCAACCUGCACCUGCUGCCAAGCAACGUGCCGAAGGGCACUGGCAAACCAGAUUUGUUAACCACGAACCAGAAGAUGCUGAAACCACACAGAAUAGCUCCGGCCUCGGUGACCCAGGAGAUGCUGCAGCGGGUGAGGGGGGAGGGGCACCCCCUUUCCAGGGAACCCCCAGUCAGUGUGGAGGUACCUCAGGAAGCUUAUAAUGUCACUGCAGACUCAGAGUUAGUGUCAGGUCCACUCCAAACUCAGGGUUAUCUCUGUCACCCCAGACUCAAGAUCACCCCAGCUCCUCCCAGGGCCCUGCCAGGGCCAGCUCAGAAACAUCUCUACAUCCAGCCCACGGUCAGACCACACAUGAGGGUUAGCUCAGGGUUGCCUGGAGUCACACCAGCCCUUGGGGUUGUUCCAGCCACUCCCCCAGUUGCUCAUUCAGCUCCUGGGUCAGCCCAAACUGGGGUCCCUUUUGCCCGCCUCCCCAGAGCCCAUGACCAAGCUUUGAUCCUCCCGGGGGUGGGGGUGGGGGAGGUGAGCCCCCCUCCAGGCUGCCCUGCCAGGCUACCACCCCGAUUCCACAGUGCAAGCACAGCCACGUGGAGCCCCCGCUGGGUAGACAGCGCUGCUUCUUAAGCCAGUACAAGGACCAGUACACCUUCAAGUACAAGGGCCCACCCGCGCUGAAGUCCACCAACUUCCAGGAAAGCCACCUGACACUGGGC
Pipistrellus kuhlii (Kuhl's pipistrelle) is the source of this 1140-nucleotide messenger RNA. Its product is annotated as testis-expressed protein 45-like. The record is from RefSeq and is a predicted model, not a curated record. Bases 248 to 1051 code for a protein of 267 amino acids. NCBI's taxonomy places the organism in Eukaryota, Metazoa, Chordata, Mammalia, Chiroptera, Vespertilionidae. The transcript is spliced from 3 exons.